GGCCGCCAAAACAUGAAAAAUGUUGACGAGAUAAACACUUAAAAUGUCCAGUCUUUCAAACACCAUGAACGAAAGGCAUCAGGAGAUCCAAGUUUGGCUGGAGAAUGUAUUUGGAGGAGAGUCAGUACCUUCUUACGAGCUGAACAAGACUACUAUUCAUGUGUUGUACAAUCUAAUGAAGAAAAAUAGGUCUAUGGAUGAGGAUACACAACUGGUCAUAGCAGACUUACGACAGAAAACACAAGAAUAUAAUGCAGAAGCUGGAAGACUGGAACGUGUACUGAAAGGUGUCAGUAUCACAUCUUCAGUGUUAUCUCAGUCCGGUAUAAUGAGUGUAAGAAAUCUGGCUAAUGUCGCCCUACUGCUGCAAAUCAAGGACAUUUCUGAUACCAAUUAUAUGCUGGCAUUACAAGCCCUACAGGAUGAGUUGUACAAAACAGAAGAAAUUUAUUGCCAAGAACAGACAAUUUUGCAAGAUCUUCGCGACAAAACUAAGACUGCUCUUCAGAAAUAUAAUACUAUCAAAAGGAGCCUUGCAAUGUUACAGCAGGAGGCGAAGAGUCAACAGCCACAGAUGGAAGGAAAGGCAAAAGAGACAGUGUUCUCUCGUAGCAAAGCCAAAGAGUACAAGGAAAAGAUUAGUCAACUUCAGAAAGUUUUGUCAAGUACUGGAGUAGAUUCAUCAAUAUACCACAGAGAACUUGUUCACAAGUCGGAGGAGCUUCAGAAGCUGAAGGACCAAAUGGCACCUCUCAAGGCAAAGUUACAAACUUAUCACAGUCUUCCUCCAGACAUUUCGUUAACAAAAGUAAAGCUGGAGGAAUUGAAGAGAGAAGUGGAUAUGCUGGAGUCAGAAGUGUGUAAAAAUAUUGACUUGAUGCAUAUGUGAAAACACCACAAGGAAGAUCUACAGGAUGAAGUGUGGUAAUUGUCCAGGACAGCAGUAGUGCCUGGAAUACAAAGAAAUUGUGAUCGGCUGUAGACAUUUCGCCAUGCCAACAGUUAUACUUCACUGUAUACUUCUUACAAAAGAGGUUUCUUCAAGAUCUGUGUUUGGUUUAAUUGACAAGGACAUGAAAUUGGAAGACAUUGCUUCACAGCUUACUGUGUUGAUAUAAUUGAGGGUAUGCAAGGAUCUUUGGUCAUAAACCUUUACUUUAACAUGAUCUGACCUUGACAUUUACCUUUACAUGGUCUGAAAUUGACACCAACAUUUCUUGUCUGACCUUGACUCUUUUACCUAGUAUGACCUUGACCUGUCUCAGGUAAAGUCCAUUGUUAUGAAAUGUGUUAUAGAAUCCAUGGUAGAAAAAUGUGAAGUCUUACUGCUUCACUGAUUAGUGCCAUGUUGUUCUGCAUAUUUUCCUACAACAUCACUAUUACAAUAUUGAUCCAUUUUCUUAAGUUGGCAUCUUCUCACAUUUUGGAUCUCGUUAGAAACAUUCAUACUGAUUUGAAUGAAAUCUGAAGAUUUUGAUCAGAUUGAUAAAUUUCGAAAUUCCAUGUGUUCAAAUCCUUUCAGGUUUUAUAGCAAAAAGCAGUUUUUAAGAAGAAAAAAUUAUUUGAAUAUAAGAAACUCAAUUCUCAAUCAUUGUCACCAGAAAUUGAUUUAUUUGGUGAAGGAAAAACAAAAACAGGGAAAUAUUCUUGAAAAAUAGCAAACAGAGUUCAGUUUAUCUAGAGAGGUUUGAAUUUUGACUUGGGGGGAAAAAAGAGAGAAUUUUAUUUUCAUAUCUUCAUGAAAAACGGUCAUUGUUAUUUUUUUAUGUACUACAUGUUGGCUCUAUGUUGUAUUUUCUAUUUUUCCUGACUAGCCACAGACAACCUUAAAACAAUAUUUAUACAGUACCUGUAUUUGUAUUUUUUAGGUCUAUUUACUUGUUGUUGAAAGGUAAUCAAUUUCAUUUUGACUGUGAUGUUUAAU
Molecule: messenger RNA, 1924 nt
Organism: Ylistrum balloti
Lineage: Eukaryota; Metazoa; Mollusca; Bivalvia; Pectinida; Pectinidae
Product: HAUS augmin-like complex subunit 1
Exons: 9
Coding region: 44-889 (281 amino acids)
Biological process (GO): spindle assembly; centrosome cycle
Cellular component (GO): cytosol; HAUS complex
Source: RefSeq, a predicted model, not a curated record